UAAGCGAACAGGUAGACUUUGGGUUCCACAACACCUGGAAGUAGGAAUUAAACUGUUGGAUCCAGGAAGUGACUGGAUCAGAAUGGGAAAUUUUAAGGGCCAUAUUCUCCCAGGGUCUUUCUUUAUAUUUUUUGGCCUCUGGUGGUCAGUGAAAUACCCGCUAAAACAUAUCAGCAGGACACCGAAGAAGAACAGUCACGUACAGUGGAACGUCAAACAUCUGGAGAUCAUCGAAGGGGCCAUCAAAGUUUUCUUUGCGUUAGUAGGGAUUCUUGCUGAGCAGUUCGUCCCCAAUGGACCCCACCUCUAUCUCUACAGCGGGCAGCCCCACCAAUGGGUGAAGCUGAUGAACUGGCAACAUUCCACUAUGUAUUUCUUCUUUUUGAUCUCUGGAGCCGUGGAUAUCGUCACCUAUUCCUCGACCUUAAUGCCAGUCGGGCUGGACCGCUUCAUGCUGGGCAUUGCACUCUUUGUGGAAGGCGUCCUCUUCAAAUAUCAUGUCAGCCAGCGGCCAAUGCUUGAUCAACACAUCCAUGGCAUGCUCCUGAUCGCCAUCUUUGCUGGCGUUGCGAUCUGCUUCGUACAAGUCUUCGUGCGUGACAACAUGAUUUUGGACUUAUUUGCUGUCUGCCUGGCCCUCUUGCAAGGAACUUGGUUUUGGCAGAUAGGUUUUGUAUUGUAUCCACCAUGGGGAGGAUCAGAAUGGGAUCUGAAUGACCACAGCAAUUUAAUGUUCAUCACCAUGUGCUUCUGCUGGCACAUUGCCCUUGCAAUCUUCAUUACAGCAGUGAAUUAUUCCCUGGUCUAUUGCUACCUCCAGAACUGUAAAAAGAGCCAGAGACAAAUUACGAUUGGACUUGGCAUAAGGAAGCAAAAGAAUGCACAUGCUCCCCUCAUAAACGAAUCAGAUGAAGAAUGAGGCCGGCGGAGAGCUCAAUUGCUUUUAUUCAUAUUCGGAAACCUGAAAAUGAAAUAAUCUUAACAUCCCAAAGAUUAAUCGCACCUGGAAAAAUCGAAAAGACAUUGUCUAAGUAAGACGACAGAAGUAGCUGCGCUUCCUUUACAUUUUCAUAGCACAUCGUCUGGCUUGCCUUUUCUAUAAUCCCUGGGAGCAGAAUUGAUAAUGCGUCUAAUUGCCAGAGUGCUCUUUUUAUAAAGCAAUCUGUUUUGUCAACAGUGAAAGAAACCAAUCAAUUUUGCACUAUUUCUGAAAGAAGCCACUAAGCCUAAUUGGGAUUUGCUUGUUGUAACGUUUUUAAUCUAGCUCAUCUUCAGUUACGUAGACAGAAUUCCCAGUCUUAUGAUGAAUAAGCCUUCUAAUUUUGCACUAUCUGGACAUUUGGUCCCUUAGAUGUUAUUUCAAAUGAUUGAACUUUGACCGUAAGGGCAUACCUGCUUACCAUAUCUUGAUCAGGACAAUGCUAACCAACUUCUCCAAAUGGUAAGAAAUUCAAAAUUGCGGUGCUGUCCAAGUUUUGAAUUUUCCUUUAUUGGUGAAGAGGUUUUAGGCAUUUCCUAAUAUACGUACCGUGUUUUCCCGAAAAUAAGACCCUGUCUUACAUUUUUUUGAACCCUGAAAUAAGUGAUUAGCUUUAUUUUCGGGGAGGUCUUAUUAUUUUGGGGCACAUGGAACAAGACAGGGCUCCUCUUGCCGUCUUAUCUGAUUUCCAGCUUUGUCUCUAACCCUAACCCUAACCUUAACCUGAAGAAAUGGCGGGGAUCGGCUGCGCAUGCUGUUUAAUAUUUUCAGGGAGGGCUUAUUUUUGGGGGUGGGUGGGCUUAUUUUAGCGCAUGCGCUCAAAAGCCUGAUUGGGCUUAUUAUCCGGGGAGGUCUUAUUUUGGGAGAAACAGGGUAUUUGUUUACUGAUAUACAAGCCAGUUGAGAAAGUAGGGGCCCUAGACAUUUCAAUAGCCAACCAUCAUGAACUUUCUGGAAAUAAGCAGCUUCUAAAACACGAGUGAAGCAUUAUGUCAGUUCCAGAAAAGCAGGCAGAACAACUAUGGAACAGUAGUACAAAGAGUUAGCCUAACCAAUUCCCAUCUUGUAAAAUGGGAGCUGUCUUCUUGAAGGCAAAGACAAAAUGAAAUGGAGGUGAAGACCGAAUGGAAUUUAACUGGCCCGCUAGUUAAACUAUCAUGAAAUGCUUCUCAGCUGCCCAUGCCAAUCUACCAUAUUUUGCACCCUCUAAAUCAAAUGUGGAUUUCUUUUGGAAAAUAAGCAAACAAACUUUUGUUGCUCUUGUUCCGUUUCAGAAUGCCAGUGCUGUAUUUUAUUUUUCCUGUACUCAAGAGUGUUGCUGACAUGAUAGUAUUUUGCAUUCUGUAAGAUCAUGUUCUAAAGCUUUUGAGUUCAGUAUUCUAACAUUCUAAAACCAGGAACUGCACCUAUUGUUAUCCAAGGCGUAGAAUAAAUCAAUCCAAGUUUAAAAUAACAAUAUGACAUCCUUGAUUAUUUCGUGCAGUUAAUUCAUUAAGUUUGCUUUGUAAGUAAAACAGAGUAAAUAGGUCUGAGUGGUCAUUUCAUCCAGUAGAAAUUUGCUUCAUAACAUAACAUAAUAACAGAGUUGGAAGGGACCUUGGAGGUCUUCUAGUCCAACCCCCUGCCCAGGCAGGAGACCCUACACCAUUUCAUGUUAUGGUUCUGUUGAGUUAUUUGUAAUUCCAAUUUUCCCAAGAGAACAGGAAGACAAAUGUCUAGAAUUCACACACACACAAUAGCACUGAUAAUACUGACAGCUGAAUCUUAUUUCCAUGUAGGCAUUCAACCCUGGUGGUUUCCUUCUCCCACACAUAUUUAUCUAAUCAAUUCGAGAGAUUAAACUUGGAUCAUGGCAGUUUUACAAAUGCAAUUAUUUUUAUCUCCUUAAUCAUCAGUUGGUUAUCCCGCUUUCCUGUUGUCAAGCAAUGAAUAAUAGAAUAAAGUGAAGCAGAACAAUCUAUGUGCACCUGUCUAUCAUCUUCCUGUUUUAGGUCUGAUCCACAGUUUUCACCCUCCGAAAAACAAAAUCAUUCCUUCCUCCCUUUAGUUUUUUCCAUCCUUUGAAACUGCUCGGAGGAC
This is a messenger RNA of Ahaetulla prasina, 3058 nucleotides long. RefSeq names its product transmembrane protein 45B (gene TMEM45B). Lineage: Eukaryota; Metazoa; Chordata; Lepidosauria; Squamata; Colubridae. The coding region runs from base 83 to 919 and encodes 278 amino acids. The record is from RefSeq and is a predicted model, not a curated record. The transcript is spliced from 6 exons.